Metopolophium dirhodum (rose-grain aphid) is the source of this 4084-nucleotide messenger RNA. RefSeq names its product eukaryotic translation initiation factor 5B (gene eIF5B). The record is from RefSeq and is a predicted model, not a curated record. NCBI's taxonomy places the organism in Eukaryota, Metazoa, Arthropoda, Insecta, Hemiptera, Aphididae. The transcript has 2 exons. Gene Ontology annotation, molecular function: translation initiation factor activity; GTP binding; GTPase activity. The coding region runs from base 410 to 2704 and encodes 764 amino acids.
UCGUAAAUCGUAUGUGAUCAGGUCUCGCGUGAUGUCUGUCACGCACACUACCGUUAUGCAAUACCGUCGCUCUGCCACAUAACCAUCGUGCCGAUGUUGGUCACGGGACGAUCACUACCUCACGGUUUUGGAUUACGUCUGACGUUGGAUUUACGUGGUCCAGGUCGAUGAGUAUUAAUUUGCCGUACACACAUGGUCGCGUCUGUUUUGGAUGGGUUGUUAAAUGCCAAUGCGUAUCUCCGGCAAAACGUGUCCAAUGGUGUCAAUAUGUGUACCAGGCUGAGCCUACGGUGGUCAUAACUGUCAUCUGUGUUUCGUCGCUUUUAUAGAAUACAGAUUACCUACUCAUAUCGUAAAAGAAAAUCAAUAAUAAUAAAAUUACAGUGUUAAUUUCACAAUUGUUUAGAAAAUGUCGACUAAUGAUGCAAAGAAGAAAAAGAAGCCAGUUGUCCCAGUCAAAGAUAAGAAAGGGCCUGGUAAAAAGGCUAUUGCAGCUUUAAAAGAAGUAUUACAACAACAAAAAGAAGAAGAGGAAAAACUCCGUAAGGAAGAGGAAGAAGAAGAAAAACGUUUAGAAGAACUCGAGAAACAAAAAGAAGAAAAAAUAAAAUUAGAACAAGAAAAGAAAGACAAGAAAAAGCAAAAGGAAAAAGAAAAAAAGGAGAGACUAAAAGCUGAAGGAAAAUUUUUAACACCUAAACAAAAAGCUGAUAGAGCCCGUGCACAACUACUUUUAGAAACUUAUAAAGCGCAAAGAGAAGCAUUACUAAAUCCUUCAACUGUAGACAAAGAAGAUGAAAAUGGCGAAUCUGAAGAAUCAGAUGAAGAAAAUAAUGACAAUUCUGAGAACAAUAAAAAUGUAGCUAAGGCUGUAAAAGUUCAAACUAAAAAUGAAGAUUCGUCAAAUGAAGAAGAGGAAUCUGAUCUAAGAGCUGCUGUCGUAUGUGUUUUGGGUCAUGUAGAUACUGGUAAAACUAAAAUAUUAGAUAAGCUUCGUAGAACUAAUGUUCAAGAUGGUGAAGCCGGAGGUAUAACCCAACAAAUAGGAGCUACAAAUGUUCCACUUCAUGCUAUAAAAGAACAAACUAAAGUUGUAAAUGGUUAUGCUACUAGAAAGUUUUUAGUUCCCGGAUUAUUAAUUAUUGAUACACCUGGUCACGAGUCUUUUAGCAACCUCCGUAACAGAGGCUCAUCAUUAUGUGAUAUUGCUAUUUUAGUAGUCGAUAUUAUGCAUGGUUUAGAACCACAAACUAUAGAAUCUAUUAAUAUAUUGAAAACUAAGAAAACACCAUUUAUUGUUGCUUUAAAUAAAAUUGAUCGAUUGUAUGAUUGGCAGACCAAUCCACGUAAAGAUGUUAGAGAUGUUUUGACCUCUCAGCAUGCAAAUACUCAAAAUGAAUUUAAAACAAGAUCCCAAAGUGUUAUAUUACAAUUUGCCGAACAAGGUUUAAAUGCUGCUUUAUUUUUUGAAAAUCCUGAUCCAAAAUCGUAUGUGUCUUUGGUACCUACAUCAGCCAUUACUGGUGAAGGAAUGGGAAAUUUGUUAGAUCUUAUUGUUGAAAAUUGUCAAACACAUUUAUAUAAAAGACUUGUUUUCAAUACAGAGCUGCAAGCCACUGUAUUGGAAGUAAAAGCUAUAACUGGCUUAGGAACUACUAUUGAUACUAUUUUAGUUAAUGGUUACCUUAGAGAAGGAGAUACAAUUGUCGUAGCAGGCACUGAUGGGCCUGUUGUCACUCAGAUUAGAUCAUUACUAAUGCCUCAACCUCUGAAAGAACUUAGAGUGAAAAAUGCUUAUAUUGAGUAUAAAGAAAUCAAAGCAGCUCAAGGUGUUAAAAUUGCUGCUAAAGAUUUAGAAAAAGCUAUAGCAGGCUUAAAUAUUUAUGUAGCCAACAAAGCAGAUGAAGUCGAGCGACUUAAAGAGGUAGUAGCAAAAGAAUUAAAGUCUGCUUUAAGUACUAUAAAAUUACAAGAUAGAGGUGUUUAUGUUCAAGCUUCGACAUUGGGUUCAUUAGAAGCUUUAUUGGACUUCUUAAGAUCUAGUAAAAUACCAUAUAGCAACAUACGAAUUGGUCCCGUUGUUAAAAAAGAUGUUAUGAAAGCAUCAAUAAUGUUGGAACAUUCUCCUAUAUAUGCUACCAUAUUAGCUUUUGAUGUUAAAGUUGAAAAAGAUGCACAAGAAUUAGCAGAUACAUUAAAUGUUAAAAUAUUCCAAGCUGAUAUUAUAUACCAUUUAUUUGAUAAGUUUACCGCGUAUCAGGAUGACCUUAAAAAGAAAAAUCGAGAUCAGUUUAAGUCUAUUGCAGUAUUUCCUUGCAAACUUAAAGUCUUACCACAGUUUGUGUUUAAUUCAAGAGAUCCAAUUGUUAUGGGAGUAAUGGUGGAGUCUGGAAUCGUAAAAGAAGGUACGCCUAUAUGUGUUCCUAGUAAGGAAUUUGUAGAGUUAGGCAUUGUGACCAGCAUAGAAAACAACCACAAAACUGUUGAAACUGCUAGAAAAGGACAAGAAAUUUGUAUAAAAAUUGAGCCAAUACCAGGUGAUGCGCCAAAAAUGUUUGGAAGGCAUUUUGAUGAAAAGGAUAUAUUGGUGAGCAAAAUAUCCAGACAGUCGAUUGAUGCAUGCAAAGAUCAUUUUAGAGAUGAUUUAUUGAAAACUGACUGGCAAUUGAUGGUUGAGCUCAAGAAAUUAUUUGAAAUUUUAUGAUAAACAUUUUUAUAGCUAAUAUAUUUUUUUUCUAUGAAAUAAAACAAAUUAAUUAUUCCAAAUUGGAAAUAUUUUUUUUAUAAUUAUUCUUCAACUAAAAUGAUUAUCUAUUAAAACAAAUAAUGGAAUUUUUUUAUCACAUUAAAUAUUUAAGUAUAACUAUUGUUAGAUAUGAACAUUAUGAACUAAUAAUUCAUAAUUAAAACAGCCUAAUAAAUACUUUUAAAAAAGUAAGAGAAAUUAUUCAAUGGUUGUGUGGUAAUUUAAAUUUAGCAUCUAACUAUCUAAGUAAAAGCAGAUUAUUUAAAUAUUUGUAAUAAACAUAAACAUUUGAUAAAAAAAAAAUUAAAAUACAAAAUAUUAAUUGUAUUCUACAUUAAACAGGCUUUAACAAUUAAGUGGUUUUUAAAUUUAAGAUUCUUAUAGAAAUUAAAUUGUUAAAUAUUAUUACAUAAUAUGCUAUUCAUAGAAUUGUUUUCUUUUAUAAUAUGUUGUCUUAAAAAAUAUAAUAAUCUAAUUUUUCUAAUGUUAAGUAUUAAAAAAAUAUAUUAAGUUAUAUUAAUUUUACUUCAUACUUGGAAAUUCAGUGUUAAAAAUAAUAUGACUUAUAGGUAACACAUUAACCACUCAAGUGCACAUCUUGAAAGAUUUUUCUUUCAAAACAACACAUACUACAUGGUAACAUAAUUACAUAAAUUGGUUAGGUUUAUUAAUUUAAUCGUUACUCUUGGACAAAUGAUUUAUUUGCAGAAUAAAGAACAUAAUAUAAAAUAAUUAUCUUGUAAAUAUUGUCUUUUUUUUACAAUAUUUGCCUAAUUAGUAACUGGAAAUAGGUAUAAUUAUUAUAUUAAUAAAAAAUCUUGUGACACUUGUAAGUCGUAGGUAAUUACUUAAUAAUGUGAUUACUAUGCUUGAGUUAGCUGUAGUUGUUAUGUGCAAAACUAUAUACAAGGGCAAAAUAAGUAGGUAAGAAUUAGAUUACCAUUUAAAACCGGUAUCUAUCUUAAAUAAGAAUAAUAACUAAUGCACUAUAAGUGUCAAAAUAUUUUUUACAGAAUUCAGCUUAGAAUAAUGAAAGUUAUCAAGAAUAGAGUUAUGUCACUGGUUUUUUUUUUUUAAAUAUUGGACAAAACAUAAUUAAGUUUAGAAAGUAUGACCUUAAAACCAAAUGCCUCAGGAACCAGCUAAACAGUGUAAACCUGCUCCCAAUAGAACCACCUCUCUCAAAUAAAUAAUUUAUUAAUAACUUGAACUACAUAGUUAAUACUAGAACUAUAAAAAUUGUAUUAAACAUUGUUUACAAAUUCUUAUCGUCACUUACUAAGCAACAAUACUCUUUUCUUACUUAUAUCUACAGCUUAUAGACUAUAGGUACUUAUA